AUGCACACCGCCACCGACGGGCUCGGUAUCGGCAUCGGUCUGUGUCUCCCUUUGACCAACAAGCUCUCCCUCGACGACCACGCUGCUCCUCACAAAGCCGCGCACUUCGGAACACUCGGGCUGGGUCUCCCCACCGUCCAGCACAGCCAGCAGCAGCUGCGAUGGCCGUACACAACACGCUACCGAAGCAGUACCCUGGGUACACGCUACGACAGCUCGCCGACACUCAGCAGCUCGUCCGCGUCUUCGUCCUCGUCCGAGUCUGAGUUCAGCACGGAAAGGCGCAGGGCGAGCGGGUCGGCCACGCACGAUGUGCUGCUCAGCUACUUCUCGCCUACACUUUCCGAUGUUUCUAGUGCCGAUGAGGCUGGGCAGAAGGGGAAGGUGUACCUGCUGUCCAGCGGGCUCAAGCAUCCCAAGAAGGUAGUUGGACGGAGCAAGUCCGAGACGUUCAGGUUUCCGCUUCCGCCAAGCAAGGCGGUGAUGGCGGGGGGCAGAGGGGUGCCUCUCAAGUCUGCGAUGCGCUUGACGUCCAGGGAGUUUGCGGCAACAACGCGGAGUCCUCCGCUGCGCAACAUCUCGGUGGGGGCGCGGAGGCAAACGUUCCAGUCGUGGGCCCAGCUCUCGCCGGCACUGGAAGAAGAGUCGGACUCAGAACCACGGCAGGGUUGGUCCCCGUACUCGUCGGCCGCUCCUACCCCACGCCAAGCCUCCGGUGCGCACAGGUUCAGUCUCUCCUCGACUGCUUCCUCGGGCCCACCUAGUUACGCUCAGUCUCAGGAUCUGCCCGAUUACACCUCGGCCCCGCUCGCCUCUUCCGCCUCGUCGUGUUCGUCCCAGACGCUCGUCUCGGACAGCGAGACAGACUCGGGUGCCGAGACCGACCCGUCGUUCAGCACCGAUGCUGCCAAGCUCGCACGCCUGCAUGCCAGCCUCAUGUUGCUCGACCGAGACGUGGCCGAACUGCCGCUUUCGUUCGCGGAUCACCGAACGCAGCGGGGCGGUGCGCGGGAGGAAAAGCUGCAGGUAGGAGGGUCGGUCGAAGAAAAGAUGGCGUACCUCUGCGGGCUUGGGUAUCGAUAUCGUCGAACCGCAAGCAACAGACACGCCCGGAAAAGGUCUGGCGAUUUCGCGAGUUGCCAGGAGCAGCAGGCGCAGCUAGGCGGGUGGUGGAGCGACGGCGACACCGACGACGAGGUGCAGGUAGACGAAAAGGUUACUGCGGGGGAGUGGAAGGAGGGCAAGGUGGAGAGCUACGCACCGACAGUGGUUGGGAUGGAGAAAACGGUGAGGGUGCUUUCGAACAGUGCUUCUGCCGUGACGUCGAGCCAGUGCAGUCCUAUUCUGAGCGGGCUGCUCGCCGGUGCGAACACCACAGACGAGAUGGACGCUAUCGAGGAAGACGCGGAAGGGGAUGUGACCAUUCGUCCACGCAAGUUCCUUCCCGAACCUGUGGCGUUCGAAGAUCUGCUCGGCCAAGAUUUCAGCUACCUCGUGCAUCCAGACCUCAUGAUCGACACUGCCGGAGCUGAAGACACGCAGCUGGAGGCGCUGAAGCCUCGAGCGUCUGCCGCGGUGAGGGCCGUAGAGAGCGGACUGAUGACGCCACCCUUGACGACACCCGAGUUGGGACUGAACGGCGUCUCGCCGAUGUUGUUGGAGCAAUGGCCGUCCCCUCCCUCUUCAACAAGAAGAACCUGCUUCAAAGCUCUAUCCGCUUCGCCAAAGCAGAACGAUGUCGCCGAGAUCGAAGGUUGCCGGCCUUUCUCGAGCGCUUCCUCCGUCGACCCGUUCCGGUUCACCUCUUCUCUCUCCUCCUUGCAGCAGCCGGGAGGCACGAUGACAAGCUCGAUUUCUUGCCCAGCAUCCGUAUGGGAUGCACCCCCUCCCACCGAUACCACCAACCACGGAGCUCAGCGGGCGGAGACCGAAGAAGAUGAAGUUGUGAUCGCACACGCGCACCGCACCACGAUCUCGCCAUGCUCGGUGCUCACUCGACCGCGACCAUUGCGCAGCAGCGCAUCCAACAACUCGCUCUUCUCGUCCUCCUCGUCGGACCUCCUGCAGAAGCUGGAGCCGACGCCGUCGGUGCUCGCCCGCCCCCGUCCCGUGCCCUCGAGAAGCGUCGACAGCCACCAUACGUUUGCCAACCAGUCUACUGCUGCGUCGCUGCCUCGCAAGAAGAAGCCGACGCAGCUGCAGGGGCAGCAGCGCCGGCCAAGACUCGACUUUACCAUGCCCAAGUCGGCCUCGACGACGACGAGUUUGGCGACACUGCAGCAGGUCAAGGUGCCGCAGCGCAAGAGCUCGCUCGACGUGAGGGCGGAGGCACAGCGCCAUAGGAUGUCGGAACAGCACGCGGGCACAAGCGACAGCGUCGUCCAUCCGAACAGCGUCUGUCGCGAUCUCAGGCUCGUUGACAAGUACCAUUCCUCCGCCUCGCCAUACCUGCGUCCGUCCGUUGUGCAGCCGACAGCGCGUCACGAAGUCGCUGCUGAUCCUGCGGACGGAAAGCAGAUGUGCACGUCAGCGGGCAGCGCGGCCAAGGCACGUCGGCGCGGAGCGACGGAGAACGGAGGACGAGGAGGGAUGCCCAAGUCGUUGUCAUUGCCUGUCCUGUUUACUGCACGAACGCCGAGUCAGAGGGCGAGAGGUGAGAGUGGCAAACGAAACAGCGGCAGGAAGUCUGUCGUCUUCGUAGGACACGAAGGUAACGUCGAGACGCGAGGGGAAGUGUACACUGUCCAACCACCUCAGCACGGCGUUCUGGUUGUUCAGGAACAAGUCACCUCGUUCGGCCUUGCUCUCUGA
Messenger RNA from Sporisorium graminicola, 2811 nucleotides. RefSeq lists its product as uncharacterized. The coding region runs from base 1 to 2811 and encodes 936 amino acids. The record is from RefSeq and is a predicted model, not a curated record. The transcript has a single exon. NCBI's taxonomy places the organism in Eukaryota, Fungi, Basidiomycota, Ustilaginomycetes, Ustilaginales, Ustilaginaceae.